UUUAUUCAAACCUCUUCUUCAUUCAUUCAUCAGUACUCAAACCCCUUUCUUCAUUCAACAGCAGCCCUUCAUUUUCAAUCAACAAAACCUCGAAAAUUGGUUCACAUUUUGAGCAAGUUUCAGAGCUUUUAGUGUAACUCGUAAUCUUUCCACUGAAUGCAAUCGUCUAAAAUCCCACAAAAAACCCUUCUUUCUGGGUGAUUUUAAGUGUCUGAUAGUUCCAUUUUCGACAUCAUGUCUGCUGCUUUAAUAUGGGUUGUUUCCCCUAAUUCUGAUGUCUGUAAUGGAUUGAGUUUUUUGGAAACAACAAGGGUAUUAGAUUCAUCAAGAUUGUUUGCAAAAGAAAAGGGGGUUUUGAGGUCUGAUAGAAGAAGAAUGAAGAAUGUCAAGUGUUAUUCUUGUUUCCAUGAAUUGGGGUUUUUGGGUUCGAAUAAAAAUGGGAGAAGAUCGGACGUCGUUUCGAGGAGGGUGGUGGCUAACCCAUCUGGUGGAUUGGCUGUUUCAUCUGAACAAUUGGUUUACGAUGUCGUUCUGAAGCAAGCAGCUUUGGUUAAAGAACAAAUGAGAUCUAGGGAAGAAGAUAUGGAGGUGAAACCAGAUAUUGUUCUUCCUGGAACACUUGGCUUAUUGAAUGAAGCUUAUGAUAGAUGUGGUGAAGUUUGUGCUGAAUAUGCCAAGACCUUUUACUUAGGAACAUUGUUGAUGACACCCGAAAGGCGAAAAGCGAUAUGGGCAAUUUACGUAUGGUGUAGGAGAACCGAUGAACUCGUUGACGGGCCUAAUGCAUCACAUAUAACUCCAAAAGCUUUAGAUCGAUGGGAGUCGAGAUUAGAAGAUCUUUACAAGGGGCGCCCUUUUGAUAUGCUCGAUGCUGCUUUAUCCGAUACCGUUUCCAAGUUUCCUGUCGACAUUCAGCCUUUUAAGGAUAUGAUCGAUGGAAUGAGGAUGGACCUCAAAAAGUCAAGAUACGAGAACUUUGAUGAGCUUUAUUUGUAUUGUUAUUACGUAGCAGGCACGGUUGGAUUGAUGAGUGUUCCGAUAAUGGGGAUUGCCCAUGAAUCUCAGGCACCAACAGAGAGUGUUUAUAAUGCCGCUUUAGCUUUAGGGAUCGCUAAUCAACUCACCAACAUCCUCCGAGAUGUAGGAGAAGAUGCAAGAAGAGGAAGAGUUUACCUGCCACAAGAUGAAUUAGCCCAAGCCGGAUUGUCGGAUGACGACAUAUUUGCAAUGAAAGUAACGAAUAAAUGGAGGGUUUUCAUGAAAAAGCAAAUAAAACGUGCAAGAACGUUUUUUGACCAAGCGGAAGAAGGCGUUACACAGCUGAGUUCAGCUAGCAGAUGGCCGGUUUGGGCAUCGUUGUUGUUGUAUCGGCAAAUACUGGAUGAGAUCGAAGCUAACGACUAUAAUAACUUCACGAGAAGAGCGUAUGUGAGCAAACCGAAGAAGAUAGUUGCUUUGCCUGUGGCUUAUGCAAAAUCUCUUGUUUCCCCAUCAUCAAGAAAGUUGGAAGUCACCACAGGGUAAAACUGCAAUUUAUUCUUUAUAUAUAUAGUUGUAGAAAAUGAGAAUGGUCAAUAUGUGUAUAUCACAACAUGUUGUAAUGCAUCACAAAUUUUAAUCAGAUAUAGAAUAGCAAUAUUUGUUCCAGCCGAAACGGAU
This is a messenger RNA of Cynara cardunculus var. scolymus (artichoke), 1659 nucleotides long. Its product is annotated as phytoene synthase 2, chloroplastic. Lineage: Eukaryota; Viridiplantae; Streptophyta; Magnoliopsida; Asterales; Asteraceae. The coding region runs from base 235 to 1524 and encodes 429 amino acids. The record is from RefSeq and is a predicted model, not a curated record. The transcript is spliced from 6 exons. Gene Ontology annotation, biological process: carotenoid biosynthetic process. Gene Ontology annotation, molecular function: geranylgeranyl diphosphate synthase activity.